Molecule: messenger RNA, 1870 nt
Organism: Callorhinchus milii (elephant shark)
Lineage: Eukaryota; Metazoa; Chordata; Chondrichthyes; Chimaeriformes; Callorhinchidae
Product: pre-mRNA 3'-end-processing factor FIP1
Exons: 16
Coding region: 210-1610 (466 amino acids)
Cellular component (GO): mRNA cleavage and polyadenylation specificity factor complex
Molecular function (GO): RNA binding
Source: RefSeq, a predicted model, not a curated record
ACCCGGGCGCGGAUUCUACUCAAGCGCCGGGCGGCGGCGGCCUGGAGGCCGAGGAGGACGAGGACGAGGAGAACUGGUUAUACGGCGAUGAGAACCCAGGUAAGCCAGAAGAGGCAUCGCUACUUGGACAGGAUGACCCCUUACAACUUCUUCAAGACAAGUCACAAGAAUCCAAAGUCAGCAGCUUUGAAGAUCGAGAAUCAGCUGAAAUGGCUGCACAAAAUGGCGGGGGUGAAGAUGAACAUGGUGACGAAGAUGACAGCGAUAGCGACAGUGAUGAUGAUGAUGUGAAGGUCACCAUCGGCAACAUUAAAACACAGUAUAUGGGAACUCCAAUGAACCUGAAUCUGAAGACUGGCCGUCCGUAUGGAUCUUCCGUGACGGCAAAGCUGCACCACAGAGGCAUUGACCUGGACACCUCUGGGAAUAUCAAUGGGCUCCCAGUGAUUGAGGUGGAUAUGGAAUUAUUUGAGGACAAGCCUUGGAGAAAGCCUGGAGCCGAUCAAUCCGACUAUUUUAACUAUGGCUUCAAUGAAGAGACUUGGAAAUCUUAUUGUGAGAAACAGCGAAGACUUCAGCUAGGAUUGGAUCCCAUACUUCCAUCUGGUUCAGAGAGCAAAAUAUCGGUACAGCAGGGCAGGACGGGCAAUGCAGAGAAAGACACAGAAAACAUUGUGGUGAAACCAGACUUCAAGAGUGAAUUUACAUCUCCACCCGGGGUCCGGAUGAAGGCCGGUCCACCUCCGAAUAGGAAACUUGCUGGGACAAUUGAUGUAAUUGGCGGGCACACGGGCCCUAUCAGGAGGGUAGAAGGAAGGCGUCGAGACAAACAUGGAGGCGAUGAGAGUGCAAUUCAGGUUCUUGGAGACCAUGGAAAUAAAAGACCGCCAUUUGGGCCCCCGACUGGCCCCCCUCCCCCUCCAAUGCCAGGACCUCCCCCUCACUUCCUGAACCCUCCCCCUCCCACCUCGGCUGGCCCACCCCCCAUGCACCCGCCAGGAAUGCCUCCACCCGGACCUCUGCCAGGGCUGUUUCCGCCUCCCAUGCCACCUCCUCCAUCGUUAAUGCUGCCAUCGAUGGAUGGGGGCCCACCUACCAACUAUGACAACAGACCCCCACCUCCAUUCGCAUUCGCCACCCCAGACUCCGGCCUGAUCGGCUACCCUCCUAUCUCCACGUCACAUGCUCCCUGGGUCACCACCGCUGACAAGGGCGUGAACAACCCUAUGGGUCACUGGGAUUACCCCCCGGGUCCCCGGCGAGAGAGAGAACAACGCGAGAGGGAGCACGAACGAGAUCGCACGCCCACAACGAAUGACUACCCCAAUGAAGAUGAGCGCUAUCGUAUCUACAGCAGAGAGCGGAACUAUGAGCGGGAUUAUCACCGGAGCAGAGAACGCAGCAGGGAGCGGGAGGAACGUCACCGAGAGCGGAGGCACAGGGACAAGGACGAGACCAAGCACAAGUCAUCUCGACGCAAACAGCACGAGAACGAGGAGGGGGAGAGUCACCGGCGGCAUAAACACAAGAAGAAUAAGCGAAGCAAGGAGGAUAAAGAAGCAACCGAGGAAAGUGUGGCGGAGACAGAGGAAACUGAGCCUAAAGAAUGAGCUGAACAGAGCGAGUCUAAGAGGAAGAACUCUGCUUAGGAUAGACCGAGACUUCCGGUACUCUAGCCCUCUGUUAAAAGGGCCACACAGGUGUGGUUAAAGGAAGGUGCUGUGAACAGUGGUGUCAAACCUUCCACCGGUGGUAUUUCCUGGGCAGGUGAAAAAAAAACUUACUGUUGUUUCUCAAAAGCCUGAUUAUUUCUACACGCUUUAUAACACUGUUACACUUUUUUUUUGUAAAAUGUGCUUGUGAAACAAAG